CUCAUUCUGAUCCCUCGUCACUGGGGGAGGGCAAGAGGAAGAGGUGGAGUGGGGGGGGGCAGUGAGAAAUAGGGCUGGCAAAAAUAAAGGGAAUCAGAUUAACCAGGCUGGCCCGAAGCACGAACAAUCCAAAGUUUGUCUCAAAUAAGUUUUGUAACAAAUGUCAUGAAUUCGCCACUAGUGGGAAAUAAUUCUGAGGAGAAAGAGGACAAGGUACAUAAAGGGAAAGGAGACACGGCGGAGCAGAAUGGGAGUCUACAGAAGGAACAGUUGGAGUCCCCAAACUCUGCAGAAGUACGAAUUGAGGACAUGGAACUCCGGGAAGAGUGGCAGGACGAAGAGUUUCCAAAACCGCUUCCCGAAGACAACGAUGCCGUGAUGGAGGAUGACCUAAAUGCCAAUGCAGAUGUCAACAGACCUGUGCCACCAAACUCUCUACAACUUUGUGGGAACAAGCACAAGAAACGGCUCCUUGCACCAGCAAUCAGUUUGAACCUGGAAAGUAAUGAGGAAGUGACACGCUCUGAGGAGAGGACACCGGAUGAGUUGGAGGGGGAUUCCUGUGAUAUAAAUGUAGAUGACUUAGAAACUCCUUCAGAUAGUGAAUCCUUUGAAUUGCCGGAGAAUGGUAAUGAAUUUGAAUGGGAAGAUGAUUUGCCACGGGUGUAUCGCUCAUUAUCUGACACGGAGAGCUUCCAGGGCCACGUGACAGAUGAAGAGACGGAAGAUGGCAAGUUGUGGAGGGUCUUCCAUAUUGGGGAGCAGGAGUAUCGAGUGGAUAUGGCUGUCGUGGAUCCAUACAAGGCAGUCAUUUCUCAUGGAGGUUGCUUUGGCGAGAACCUAACAGCAAUCAUUGUGUUUUCCUCCUGCUAUCUGCCUGAAAGUAGUCGACCUGACUAUGAGAAUGUAAUGGAAAAUCUCUUUAGGUAUGUUAUUGGAACUCUGGAAUUGUUGGUGGCCGAAAAUUAUAUUAUUGUGUAUCUAAAUGGUGCCACAACACGUAACAGGGUGCCAUCAAUCAGCUGGCUGAAGCAGUGUUACCAGACUAUUGACAGGAGGUUACGCAAGAACCUGAAAUCUCUCAUUGUUGUCCAUCCAUCCUGGUUCAUUAAGGUGAUAUUAGCUAUUACCCGGCCUUUUAUAAGUACAAAGUUUAGUAGAAAAGUUCGGUUUGUCAGUAGCCUACAGGAACUUUCAAAGUUAAUUCCCAUGGAACAUGUACAUAUCCCAGAAUGCAUUAAAGAGCUGGAUGAAGAGUUAAAUGGAAAUUCAGAAACCUAGAGAAUCUGUCUUUGUUGUGGAAAUCCACUGGAUUCAUUUAUAUCUAAUGUGGAAAAGACAUUUUUAAAAUAAUAAGCACAUGUAAACACAAUGUAAAAAAAAAUCAAGAAUAGUGUUGGAGAAUCUAUACUGCUUUAAAGUAAAUUUCUUUCCAGCACACUCUUAACAGUACUCUAUAACCAUCGGAAAAACCGUCAUAGGUGGUGGGUUCAUUUUCUAAUACCUGCUGUGCUAGCUGAUUUCAGCAAAGGCAUUAUCAUCAGACUUGGCACCUCUGGGUUAGGGAAGAAAUAAAUUGACUUGGGUUCCUAUUCUGCACCACCAACCAACAAUUCCCUGCUGGAAAAUGCUCAUUUGUGGAAAGUGGGUGAAGACAGGAUUAAACUCUUAUGAAGAACCUGAGAAUCAGUGUGUAAAAUUGGGCAUGAAAAAUGGUGAAUUGAGUGUAAGAAGCAGACAUUGCCCAUGGGUGUGUCAAUAUCAAGAGCCUCUGCUAUUUUCAAUGAAUAACAGUCAAGGUCAAAUAUAUACAAACGACAUCAGGGUCAACACACAGAGUGUGCCUUAUAAAAUAUUUGGGAUAGUUCGUUCCUGUAUGAACUCAAAUCAAUUGAAUACCCUUCUUCUAUGUCUCUUUUGUGAAUAGCUUAUUGAGUGGAGGGUUAACAGAACCUAUCUAAUUCUGAUUAAAGCCAAAAGACGUGUUAACCUGCUUUAUGGUAACAUAUUAAAGAUGGAAAUAGAAUCUACUCACGACCCAAGGGGUGGGUUUCACAUUUUUUUUUAAAUGAAUCACAAAUUAAAUUAAAUUGAUACCUGGAACCUAAGCUUUUCAGUCAAUGCCAAAAUGUAGGUAUCUCCCUUUCUUUUGGGGGUUGAACCACUAACAAUUAUAUUUGUAACGAGAAAUUCCAGUUUUGAGAAUGGAAGAGAUGAGUGGUUUGUUGACUGAAAUGUAACACAUUAACUUCCAGAAGAGCCCCUGGGUCAGAGGGUUGAACCCAAGUUAUCUGUUAGCUUACAGUAAAAAAUAAUAUUUUUCAAGUAAGUCAAAAAUACCUUGUAUCUUUGUAUGUUGUUCCAAGACAAACAUGUUCUUGACAGUAGUGUUGGAGGAGUUGAGCCUUGUAUCAAUCUGCUAGCCUAUUGUUGAAAAAGUCCAUAUUUUAAUAAUAAACCUCAGGAAGGAGAGACUCAUUUAUAUAUAGUUAUUGUAUGGAAAUGUGUAAGGGAAUGCUUUUUAAUCUUAAUACAUCGGUUUUCUUUUAAGCACCAAUAUGAUUUUUAAAAAAUUGAUUUUUUUUGAAAAUGCCUUGCCUUUUGAACAAGAAAAAAAAUGGCAGUGAGGCAAAAACCCAUACAAGUAAGAGUAGGGUUGAUGCAAGAAAAUGGAAAAAUCCCCUCUAACUUCCUUGGACAAUCAGAGAAAUAGAAACAGGAGGCUGCAACUCAGCGCCUCCGAUUUAAUAUACCAUUCAGUAUAGUUGCGGCUGAUCUAAAGCUGGCCCAGGAUACUGCUCCAGUUCUUUGUUGCAUUUCUCCUCUUGGUUUCUCUAAUGAUCUGUGGGCAGGAACCCCUUGAAAUCCACUUCCUAAAACUCCCAAAAUCCAGGAAGUUAAGAUAGAUUGGCAAAAAGAAGACAGCAGGGGAGUGUUAAGAAUAUGAGAUUCUCUCCUUCCUUUCCAGACUUCUAAGUACUUAGCAAUGGGAACAUGCAUACAUUUCCAGGGUUAUUGUUUGGAUAAUUCUUUCACUAUUACCAGCUGAUAGAUUUAAAGUAAGUUGCAAUUUUAAAACAAGCAUUUUGUUAUUGAAGCAUUUUUCACUUAAACACUGCACUGAGUCAGAAGGAACUGUAUGUCAGUAUGAAAUCGUUAUAAUGUAUUGGUGAUGGAGAUUCUCAUAUAUUGACAGAAUUAAGGAUUCUUAAAUUUGGAGUGUUAAACUUUAAAUUGUUAAUCCUCUUGUGUGAAUGUUACCACUGUGUUCCCACAAGUCUUAUUUAAUUUGUUGGUGCCAAUGUAUUAUAAGAUACAAGACAAACUGUACUUAAGCCAAUAUGCUUUAGUCUUCUUUUGAAAUAUUUUCUUGUUUGUGUUCUGAAUUUUUCAAACUAUCACAAUCUUCAAUCAGCAGUAUUUCAUUUCAAAGUCAUACGACUCAAAGCAUGGUCUCCCCAUAUAAUCUGAAACUGAGGCUGUGUCCUGUUGGAUUUGGCUUGGGUGAGCAGCUGAGAAAUAGUUGAGCACUGUGCCUGGUGCACAUAUCUUUCUGCAAUGCAGAGGCAGUAGUAGGAUGGCUUUAAUGUUGAUAGUGCUGAGUAGCAGAAACCACCUUGGAGCUGGUUACAUAUUGGAAUAAGUUGCUUACUAGACUUGCCAAAUAAUUCAAGGCACAUUAUUGCAUGACAGGUAUACUUUUGCACAGGAAUCCUUUGUGUGUUUUAACUGCUCCAUUUUCUUCCAGUCAUUGGAGGUUUGUAUUUGGCACCAUAACUACAGAUGUUCAUAUUUAUAUCAAAUAUAAAAGUAUUAAAAUACAAUGAUAUAAAUGGCAA
Molecule: messenger RNA, 3839 nt
Organism: Pristis pectinata (smalltooth sawfish)
Lineage: Eukaryota; Metazoa; Chordata; Chondrichthyes; Rhinopristiformes; Pristidae
Gene: bnipl
Product: BCL2 interacting protein like
Exons: 10
Coding region: 166-1281 (371 amino acids)
Biological process (GO): apoptotic process
Cellular component (GO): cytoplasm
Source: RefSeq, a predicted model, not a curated record